AUGGGAAAGAGCCCAUGUAAAACUGGAAAGCCGGAAAUUAGAUACUACUUCGACAUCAAAGCUUUUAUUCCACUUGCCUUCGAAUAUACUGGAUGUGGUGGUAAUAAAAACAACUUCAAGAGUGAAGGAGAGUGCCGUAACUUUCGUGUUGGAUAUGACUACGUAGUAUGUGCUGCUGGAAGCAAGGAAUUGAAUACUGUCAAAGGUUUCAUUGGCCCAUGUUCUACUGAUGUAAAAUCUAAAAUCAUAUCUCUCAUAUUUUUCAUAUUUUCGGAAAGAUUGUGUACCAAAUGCAACAUGUAUCAACGGGGGUCUGAUCAACCAUUGCUGUGA
Molecule: messenger RNA, 333 nt
Organism: Caenorhabditis briggsae
Lineage: Eukaryota; Metazoa; Nematoda; Chromadorea; Rhabditida; Rhabditidae
Exons: 3
Coding region: 1-333 (110 amino acids)
Molecular function (GO): serine-type endopeptidase inhibitor activity
Source: RefSeq, a predicted model, not a curated record